Cyclospora cayetanensis is the source of this 2544-nucleotide messenger RNA. RefSeq lists its product as uncharacterized. The record is from RefSeq and is a predicted model, not a curated record. The transcript is spliced from 5 exons. NCBI's taxonomy places the organism in Eukaryota, Apicomplexa, Conoidasida, Eucoccidiorida, Eimeriidae. The coding region runs from base 1 to 2544 and encodes 847 amino acids.
AUGAAACACAGCAGGGGGGUCUCUCAACGAGGUGGUGACGCCUCCUCUCGGCUCGGGGUGGGGCCCUCUGUGUGGAGAGACACUGCUGGCUUGGGGGGUAGUGUGUUGCUGCAGGCAGCGGGCGCUCAAGACGUCCUCUGUGAGGGAUCGGCAAUUACACAGCCUUCUCCUUCUGCGGAGACUCAGCAGACAGUGCGUAUGCGCAGGAGAAGGGCUUUGGCCCCUAAGGGGGGCCUCAAGGCUCGGAGUCGAGCAGUAGGAGGGAGGUGGGUGGUGUGGGGGAACACGGAGGCAGUGGACUCCUCCUUAGCGCCUCCGUGCGGAGCGGUUGCACAGAGAGAGAGACAAUCCUUGCACGAAGGCACACAGAGGGGGGGGGCCCUACACCCCGAGACAGAGAGAGCCCCACGCGCUCGUGCUGCACGGCCCCAGAGGGCAAGGGCCCCGGGGGAUCGAAAGGGGGGAGGGGGGCCCCCCGGCUGGGAUGGGCUUUUUGCUGUUGUUUUUCCGUGCGAUUGUCGUUGCUAUGUAACUGGACAUAGGCCUACUCCGCGCGCCUCCCCAAGGUGUGAGGCUGCGAGCAGCUUUCUACAGGCCUCUCUUGACAGUGUAGGCUCAGGCGGCAUGCGGCCUCAAGAAGGGCCUCCAGCGCAGCAAGCGUCGCCCCCUCAGGCGGACUGGCAAGCCACUCCUUCCGCAGCUGGGAGUGCAAGUGGACAGCUUCAUCGUCAUGCGCGUCCUCUGCCAUCGUGGGUUACGGCAUGCGUUUGCCGACUCCUUGCGCCUCCCUGCCGGGUCUGUGAAUGCUCUGCAAUGAGCUGCGAAGCCUUCUGUGCCCUCUUUCCCCCGAGAGGCGCCGAGUGCUCGGCAGCUGGAGUCGCACCCGCAGCAGGGGCCCCCUCCCCCUGGGAUCGAUUACGGGGGCCCCUGGAAAUGGGGCCCCUUGGAGACUCCCAGGGGGCCGGUGGCGGCCCCCCCCUGCUCGAUGAGUGGCUGCGGCUGGAGGCCAAGGCUUGCACCUCGUCAGCUGCCAGUCAGACUUCUCUAGGCCCUCUUGUGCCUUCAGAGGCAGCGACAAAGGCGCAAGAAGCAGCGGAGACUCUCUUGAGCGCCUCAGGCACCCUUUACGGAGUGGUGUGUUCCCCCGAGGAGGAGGAGACGCAGGAGUCGGCGGGGGCCCCUACGCGCGAGGAGCGACCGGAAAGGGCCCUGGUCUUGGGCCUCUGUGAAUGCGCCUUAUUUGCAUUGCAUGCGGAGGCUCAAAGGGCGGUGAGCUGUCUAAGAGCGCCCUUACCCAGCACCGCAGCUCCCCCUUCGUCUCUUCCCUUGGACCCCACUGGCUCUGCCCGCCUGCUCCUCACAAUAGCAGGGGGGGCCCACACGGCCGUUGCAGCUACAGAAAGGCGCCUGCUGCUGUCUCACGCGGCCUUUACUGGAGUCUGUGGCUCAGAGCCUCGUUUUCUGCAUGCCACCCCCGCGGAAGCACAAGCAGCAUCAACAACGUCCAGGAGUAAGGUCUACACAGCAGCCGUAGCCUGCGCGCUCGAGGAACUAAGGGCCUCACGGCUGCCUCUGAUGCUGCACCCUAAAGCUGCCGAGGUGUGGGCUCUCCGACGGCAGCAGCUGCGGGUGUGCCUGCUUCUGCUCCUAAAGCCCCCAGCGGAAGACACUACAUGCGUACCAGAGUCUAUGGAGAGCGCGGCAGAAGAAAUCCGAGAGGCCCUGCUCACCGAGGCGUCUCUACAGAGGGAGUCGCGAUGGCUCGCCCUUGCGGCACAGCGGCUGCUGCUGCUGCAGUCAGAACUCGCCCUCGCAACAUGGCAUCUGAGGGCCCGAAGCCACAGCUACCCAGCGGCCGAACACGCCCACCGCGUCUUUCAGCUCUUCCUCGCCGAAACAACAGCGGCAGCUGCGGCAGCUGCGGCUACUGCCUCCGCGCAAGGCAGCAUUUCGCCGGCAAGUGCUUUAGCGGAUACAGAAGAGUUGCUUCACAGCAUCGGCAACCCGAGUGCCUCCCGCCUAUUGGCUGAGGUCAAGACUAUGGAAUGGGAGUUCUGGAAGCGCACGGCCCAGACGGUCCCCUCGCACUUUGCGGGGGGCCACCAGCUGCUGCGUUUGCUCUCUCUGGAGCUGCAGCAGUUGCUGAAGCAGCGCGUCUUCUGCUCGACUGCAGAUCCUUUGCGGCGGCUUGAAGCCUCUUGGAUCGCCAUGCAGCUGUCUUCGGAAGGCACCGCUGCCACACGCGCUGCAGAAACGGCGGACGAGGCCCGCAAAGUGCUGUCUCUCUUCCCAGCGUGCGAGGCGGCGUGGAGACUGUGCACCUACUCGCUCGUUGCGCUAAUGGACUGGGCAGGGGCAGCCGCGGAAGCCUGUGCGCACCCUCAGGAGACCUUGAAGACGGCUGUAGAACCGCCACUAAGGGACCUGGUGCGGAGGGAGGCUGCGUGGGCCACCAAGUUCAGCCCUAUCCCCUUCGCGAAACGGCACACAGAAACGCUCGAGGAGGAGCUUCAACUGCUCCUAGAGCACGCAGACGCAUCCUAG